CUUGCAGUGGGUAUCACACAUAUUUCACUUCAGCACAGCUGAGGAGGAAAGAUGGAGAUCCCUGCUUGCCGUGCUGCUGUGCUUUCCCUCCUGCUUCUCUCUCAGGCUCUGAUCACUGUUCUCUCACAGGAGGACGAGGUCAUCCAGGAGGAGGAGCUGCAGGAGGAGGAUCAGAGGGUGACUGAGACCUGGACGAAGAACAUCAAAGCCUGCACCUGUGACUGCGAAUCUGCUGAUUCACCUACACGCACCCCUGCUGUCAUCCCAACUGUUCCUCCGACCUCGCUGCCACCACCUCAGGGUCACCUGCUGAACUGCAUGCCAGAAUGCCCGUACCACAGGCCGCUGGGCUUUGAAUCUGGGUCUGUGACCUCAGACCAAAUCAACUGCUCCAAUCAGGACCAAUACACCGGCUGGUACUCCUCCUGGAUCCCCAACAAGGCUCGCCUUAACAAUCAGGGCUUUGGGUGUGCAUGGCUGUCCAAGUUCAAUGACCAGUACCAGUGGCUCCAGAUCGACCUGAAGGAGGUGAGCGUGGUGUCUGGCAUCCUCACUCAGGGCCGCUGCGAUGCUGAUGAGUGGAUUACUAAAUACAGCAUCCAGUACCGCAUCGUGGAAACUCUCAACUGGAUCUACUAUAAAGACCAGACAGGAAACAACAGGGUCUUCUACGGAAACUCUGAUCGCUCCUCCACAGUGCAAAACCUGCUGCGCCCGCCUAUUGUGGCUCGUUAUAUCCGCCUUCUGCCGCUGGGCUGGCACACCCGCAUCGCGAUGAGGAUGGAGCUGCUGAUGUGCAUGAACAAGUGUACCUGAAGUGUAAUCCACCCUGCUUUUUUUUUUUUUUUUUCCUCACCCACCAUCAUCCCCCUGCCAACCUGCCACUUGCCAAAAGGGGAACGUUUGUCUAAUGCUGAAUGAUCCUUUGAUACCUCGAACAAGUCUGUCCUGACUUGGUGAAGCUCAAAGCAAUCUGGGCAGGUGGAUGUCUCUGGUGUCCUUUGAUGAAUUAUUUAUCUGUCUUAAAGUUUCUAAAAAUGCAUUGUGCUGUUAUAUAAACACACACCUGGACCCCCUUCCUCAACGCACAUUGGUUAUCCCAGCACAAAAUGCAAUUUGUGACCUUUAAUAAAGCUAAAGGAGUUCAAAACGAGUUGUUUACUGUGUCAGGAAACAAAAGACCUUCUACACUUUCAGAGUCAAAUUGGCUUGUUUUAUUUAAGAUUUACUGUUACAUCUGUAAACAUGAAUAUUCUAAAAUUGUUAAGCAUUCAUCUGUGGGUUUACGCUGUCAUGUAAAUGCUCUGUUGGAAAAAAAAAAAAAAAAAAAGCAGAUAAACACUGAACUAUGCUACUAAUUUGUGU
Molecule: messenger RNA, 1365 nt
Organism: Archocentrus centrarchus (flier cichlid)
Lineage: Eukaryota; Metazoa; Chordata; Actinopteri; Cichliformes; Cichlidae
Product: retinoschisin
Exons: 6
Coding region: 52-816 (254 amino acids)
Cellular component (GO): plasma membrane
Molecular function (GO): signaling receptor activity
Source: RefSeq, a predicted model, not a curated record